Lactuca saligna is the source of this 657-nucleotide messenger RNA. NCBI's taxonomy places the organism in Eukaryota, Viridiplantae, Streptophyta, Magnoliopsida, Asterales, Asteraceae. The record is from the annotation of a GenBank genome assembly.
AUGGCUUGUCCAUUGAAUGCAAACGAAGCAAGUUCUAUUAUAGUAGAUGUUCACUACGAGGGAAUAUUUUCCCCCAAACCUCUUGUUUACUUCCAACAUAUAAAAGCAUCAAUUCGAGAUGUCGAUUUUGGUGGAAUAGAAUUCAAGGAGUUCAUUUCUGUUUUUGAAAAAAUCACUAAGCGAAAGUGUACUGAUGUCUACUACUAUCUAGGGCAUAAGUCAUUAAGAGAUGAGUUAAGACCACUAACAUAUGAUGAUGAUUACACUAGGUUUCUUGAUGAUGCAAAUGGUAAUGGUGGAAGAUUAGUGUAUACGUUGAUCACUAGAACGAACCUCUAUUUGAAUGGAUUGAGGAAGAGAAAGCAGAAAAAGGUGUUGAUAGUGAAAGCUUUGAUGAAGAUACAAAUUCAGUCUUUUCUGAUGCUCUAUCUGUUGAUCUUGAACCCGAUAAAGAGGGUAUUUUUUAGAGUAUUAGCAGUUGGAAGAGACACUAACAACCAUAUCUACCCCAUUGCUUGGGCAGUAGUUGCAGUUAAGAACAAAACAACUUGGAAAUGGUUUUUAGACCUACUUCUUGAUGACAUUAACAUGGGAAAUGGAGCAGGAUUAACCAUAAUUUCUGACCAUCAUAAGGUAUUUGCUAUCGUGGCAUUAUAG